GAAUAAAAACUUCGCCCCCUUCCAUCUCCGCUGGUUGCGGAUGGGUAAUAUUAUCUUCUUCCUCUUUCGCAGUACCGUGCGGAGCUAGGGUUUAGUGGACGGAAUUCACGUUGGAUUCCGGUGGGUCGUCGGCGCCAUGUUGUCGCGAUGGGCGCUGAAGCACGUCUUCAGAUUUAUCUUGAAGAAGAAGCUUGGGAAGAUCAUCCUGGGGGAUCUCGACCUCGACCAAUUGGAUGUCCAGCUGGGCGCCGGCUCGAUCGAGCUUCAUGACCUCGCUCUGAACGUCGAAUACCUCAAUCAGAAGCUAGGAAUGAACCCUAUCAUGGUCAAAGAUGGAUCAAUUGGUUCUUUAUCAGUCAAAAUACCAUGGAAUGUAAGCAACUGUGAGGUUGAAAUAAAGGAUCUUGAGAUUGUACUUUCACAACAGUCGGUUGAAGAAGUCCCAGGGGCUGUUGAACAUAUGCGAUCCCACAGAGUUGAAAAACCAUCAAUUUCGGGUAGUCGUGUCAAGAUUAGCGACAGUAGGAUCCAUCAAGAUGCUACAUUCACUCCUUCAGAUGUUCAUGAAGGAGUGAAGACAAUAGCAAAUUUGGUGAAGUGUUUGCUUUCCAAUUUCCAUGUAAAAGUAAACAAUUUGUUAGUUGCAUUAGAUCCUAACCCAAAAAAAGCUGGAAAGACGUCACAUAUCUACAGAAUCAUGGUUUUCCAUAUCACAGAAUUGGCAUAUGGCACAUGCCUGUCUGAAAGUGUGCAGACACAUUCAGACUCAGGUUCACAGAGUGAUGGUUUCCUGGGGAUGACAAAGUUGACAAAUUUCGUGACAUUCCAUGGCGCAACAGUGGAACUUCUUCAGGUGAUUGAUGAAGAGAGUCAGUCAGACUUCUCAGAUGCCUCAGGAUUCGGUAUUAGUCAGAGCUGUAAGCCUUUUGUGCCUCCAAUUCCUGUCUUUACUGGAGAAAAUGGUCUCUGUGGAACUUUGAAACUAAGCAUGCCAUGGAAAAAUGGCUCUUUGGACAUUAGUAAGGUAGAUGCAGAAUUCCAUAUUGAUCCAGUUGAGCUAAGGUUUUAUCCUAGCUCCAUACAGUUUAUCAUUUUCUUGUGGGAUUCUUUCAAGUUCAUUGGGAGAAAUGACAAUGGAAGCACAAAUUGUAAGGCCGUGGGUUCCGAAACAGGUUUAAGUGACAGGUUAGUAACAAAUAUGAACUCUCAUAUUGGUGUUGAAACUUUACCAAAUGAGUCAAUUCCUGGCACACGUUUAAUACUUGACUGGGUGCCAGUGGGUAUUAUCAAAGACAAAAAUGCUGGAGCAGAAGUAGAGCCUGAUUUUGGGGCAAGUGUCAAUCAGUUCUUUGACUGUCUGGAUGGUAUAAGCUCUCAGUCUGCUCUUAGUAGCAGCGGUAUAUGGAACUGGACGUGCUCUGUUUUCAGUACAAUUUCUGCUGCUUCCUCCCUUGCUUCUGGUUCCUUGCAUAUCCCAACUGAGCAGCAGCAUGUUCAAACAAAUAUAAAUGCGACAAUUGCUGGAGUGUCCAUCAUUCUAUCUUUCCAUGAUGAAACACAAAAUGGAUGUAAUGGCAUGAAGAGCUCUGGGGAAAACAUGUACGUCAACAACAUGAAUUCUGAUGUAGAAUCUCUGCAUCUGGAGCAAAAAAAUAUGUUGCCAGAUCAAAAGACUUGUUUUUAUAGUUCUGUGCAUUAUUUAGAAGCAAACCUUCAAGGACUUAAUGUCAUUUUCCAGAUUUUUCCCCAACAAGUAAAGUUUGAAGCGGUACUGAAGCAGAUCAUGGUCAAUGAUUGCUUUAAGUUUGAGGGCAAAGCUACAGAUUCGGGCUUGUUGGUUAAUGGGGACGAACUAUUUAGAGAGGUGAAUUUGGUCCAUUCUUUGCAGUCAGAGAUUCAGGGUGCUCUUCCACCAUUCCCUUUUUCAUUUGAAGAUCCUCCUGAUAUGUUGAAAAAUGUGAGUCGGUCGGAUACUGUGGUUGCAAAUUUACACUUGGAGCCUGUUGAUACCAAGGUGCAAGGAGAUGAUCACAGACCUAUUGCGAGGGCCAAGUAUGUGAAGAUGAAUAUUUUGAGAACAAGUACUUCCUCUGAGCAUCUGAUUUCUGUGAUAUCUCGGCAUGCAAAUGGGAAACUAAGGGCAUCAACAUCGUUCUUUGCCCAUCUUCCACCCACCAUAAUGUGGGUAAACCUGAACACUGUCAAUAUGCUAUUGGACCUAUGCAAUCAAAUUCGGAAAACUGCUGUUCCAAAUUUUGGUGGAACUUCAGAUGCAUCAUCUCAUGGUCGUCAGGAUCGUAAAGGGUUUGAUCAAACAAGUGAAGAUAUGGCAAACCCUACAGUGGUAAGUGUUCAAGGCAAUAUCGUUCUUGCUGAAACAAGAACAAUUGUGUGCUUUCCUCUCCAAAGAUAUGGGGAUUCCAGAAGCCUUUAUUUCCAUAACAACUUUGCUGUUUUUGACCUGUGUCCAUCAGAGAGGACAGAUAGCGCAGGAGAGACUUUUCAUGUGCAGAAUGGAUGUUCAGGAGGCAGCUCCAAUUACAUGCCUUCCACGUCUAUUCAUUUAAAUAUUGGUAGCUUCAGUGUAUAUCUAAUUUCAAAGCCUGAUAGAAACACUUCUGAGGGAAACUUAUUUGUCUAUAAUGAGCAAUCUUUUUCUGCAAAAGAGAUUUUCUCUUCCAUUGCAGGAAGUUGUGGCAAAUGCUCUGGUGUCUUUAUGAUUUGGAAUGUAGAUGCAGUCACAGACAUGCGUAUAGCAAAGAGAGCAUGGGAUAUGGCUACUUCAAGAAACUUCUCUAGGAACAAAGAUUCCAGGAAGAAGUGUGAGUAUGCGUCUGUAGCUACUGUCAGUGAUCAAGAAGGUAUAAGUUCCCAAGUACACCAGGAAUUGAUUUCUGCUUCAGGUUUUUCCUUCCGCGUCCAUUUUGCACGAGCCAUUGUCAGUCUUGGCCACACAGAGUAUGCACUGCUGGUGCAUCUCAUAAGCCAAGUACUGGGUGUCUUUUCCAAUGGCGGCUCAGCAAAAAAUGAUGUGAAUACCAGGGAGGACUUUUCAAAGGACAAACUGCAAUCACAUGAUGUCAAGUUUUCUCAGUCAUCAUUUCUUUUAGAAUGCGAUGUGCUAGACAUUUCAGUCAAAUUGGAGGAGGCGUUAGAUGUGAAUACAUCAAUCCAAAAGGAGCUUCCAGGUUCUUGGGCUAGUACAUGUCUGACGGUUCAGAAUUUUGAAUUGCUUUCUGGUUCAAAUAUUGGUGGCAUGCCUAGCUCAAGCAUUCUAUGGGUAAGCCAUGGUGAAGGUGAGCUUUGGGGUUCCAUUGUUAAGACAGCUGGAGAGGUUGCAGGAACAAGUGAGGAUAUAAUGCUUGUCUGUGCCAGGAAUUCUGCGAUGCGUCGGGGUGAUGGAGGUGGUGCCAAUGCUUUAUCAUCUGGAUUUGCUGGUACUUCCAUUGUACAUCUCAGUUAUCCAGAUAUGCAAAUGUCAACCUCAAUAACUCUCAAAUGUGGGACCCUUGUUGCUCCAGGUGGUCGUUUGGAUUGGUUAGCGGCUUUAUCAUCCUUCUUUUGUGUUCCUGCUGGUGAUGGUGCAUGCAGUUCUGACGCUGAUAGGCAAAAAAAAUUUUCUCAGAAGGAAAAGGUCUAUGAAUCAUCCUUUUUUCUGGAACUUGUGGAUGUUGCUUUGAGUUACGAGCCUUACCAAAAGGGAGUUAAGGCUGGUAAAGAGGGGCUUAAAUCUGCGUGUCCAGAUCCCAUGAAAUGCACUGGCAAGAUUGGAGAGCAAGGUGUGGCAUGUCUUCUUGCUGCAGCUUCAUUAUAUGUUUCGAGUAGAAACUCUGAUGGUGCAACAUCUAGUGAUUAUAAGAUCGGGAUUCAAGAUAUUGGCCUUCUUCUUUCUGAUCUUCCUGCUUUGUGGAAUUUGGUAGAUUAUGAUGUAAGGCAUCUCCGUGCAAACAACUAUGUUAAAGUUGCUGGGGAGACAUUAGUGGAAGUGAUUUUGGAGACCGACUCGGACGAUGGCACUUGGCAACUAACCUGCUCUGGUUGUCAUGUCAAAAUCAAUACAUGCCAUGAUACUAUGGCUGGUUUGAUUUGCUUAGGCAACCAGCUUCAGCAGCUUUUUGCACCUGAUUUAACAGAAUCUGUGCUGCACUUACAGACUCGAUGGAAUAUUGUCAUGCAAGCCAACAAUGACAGAGAUGAAACAAAAGCUUUUGGUGGGGAUACAUCUAAAUCUCCUCUUAUUGUGCAGGUUACAGACGAGGAUAAUAACUCGUCACCACUUGGUCUAAUGGAUGAGAUACUAGAUGAUGUCUUUCGUGAGGAAGCAGCCCAAUCUUUGGGCCCAUCUGAAUCUUUGAGCAAUCAUCCUCCAUCCAGUGAAACUGUUUCAGAUAACAAAUGCUUCCUACAUACGUCUAAAAAUGGUAAUGCUCCACUAAAUGCCUCAAGUAAUUUACUGCAUCAGCCUGAACAAGGAAAUCUCAGUAAACCCUCUCCCAAUUGCUUGCCAGAAUUUAUAGAUGACUACUAUGUGCUAGAUACAUUUUCUGCACAAAAUCCUGGUGGGUAUCACAAACACAGUGACGCAGGUCCUUCAUCUAGGGCUACUGGUUCUGCAAAUAAUGUGGAUAAUGGGAAGAGUGGAUGGUAUGAAGAUGGCUCGUUCUGUAUUGUUGAAAAUCAUGUCCCCAUUGUGAACCAUCAUGAAGGAUGUAUAGAUUCAGCCAGUUCUGAGUACUCCUUUAGUUCUUUUGCUUCAGUUGCAGAGGAGUUAAAGAGCAAAGGAAGGAUUAUUCUUGAAAAUGUCAAUGUUACAUGGGCAAUGUUUGCAGGAUCUGAUUGGUCCAGCUCUUCGUGCAACGGUUCAGAGGUCUCAAAAACAAUUGGACGUGACACUGCCAAGUGCCUAGAGCUGUCAUUGUUGGGGAUGAACAUUAAAUAUGAUAUUUUCCCUAAUGGGAAACUUAAUGUAUCAAAUCUCUCGAUAUCUAUUCAGGAUGUCCAUGUAUAUGAUAGCAGUAAAGAGGCCCCAUGGAAGAUGAUUCUGGGAUACUAUCAUUCUAAACUUCAUCCUAGAGAGAGCCAUGCAAAAGCAGUAGAUUUGAUUUUAGAGACUGUUAAGCCAGAUCCGCUGAUACCUCUUGAAGAAUACAGGCUGAAACUUUCAUUGCUUCCUUUACGGCUACAUCUGCAUCAAAGUCAAGUUGAUUUCUUAGUUUCGUUCUUUUCACAUGGACAUCCUUCCAGUGACCAAUUUUCUUCUGUUCCCAAUGACCUGGGUAGGCCUUGUACAUUUGCAACCAGUGUUAGUCAACUUAAUGUCGUUGAGGAGGCAUUGCUUCCUUUUUUUCAGAAAUGUGACAUCUAUCCAAGUAUUCUGCGUGUGGAUUACAUCCCUCAACAUGUUGAUUUGGCAGCACUUGGUGGGGGUAACUAUGUUGAGCUUCUUAAUCUGGUUCCUUGGAAGGGAAUUGAGUUACGACUCAAGUAUGUCCAUGCUGCUGGCAUUUAUGGAUGGAAUAGUGUUUGUGAAACAGUAAUUGGUGAAUGGUUGGAAGAUAUCUCUCAUAAUCAGGUCCGUGAGUUAAUUAAAGGGUUGGUUCCAGUUAGGUCCUUGUGUUCUGUUGGCUCUGGGGCUGCUAAGUUGAUAUCAUUACCGGUUACAAACUACAGGAAGGACCACAAGCUGCUCAAGGGUUUACAAAGAGGUGCCAUUACAUUUCUUAGGAGUGUAUCACUUGAAGCGGUUGCUUUAGGUGUACACUUGGCUGGUGGAGCCCAUGAUAUGCUUCUUCAGACAGAGUAUAUUCUUCAAAAUGUGCCACCUUCAGUACACACAGCUUCUAGAGACAGAGAAGAUGCUGCUGUGCGAGUCAAUCAGCCAAAUAAUGCACAAGAAGGAGUACAACAGGCAUACAAAACCCUUGCUCAUGGUUUUGGAAAGUCUGCAUCUGCGUUGGUUGGAAAUCCCAUGAAGUCAUACAACCGUGGUGCGAGUGCUGGAUCAGCUCUGGCAAGUGCUGCCAAGUCUGCCCCUGCUGCUGCUGUGGCUCCUGCUACUGCAGCAGUUGGUGCAAUACAUUGUGCUCUCCUCGGUGUAAGAAACAGCCUCGAUCCAGAGCGCAAGAGAGAAUCUAUGGAGAAGUAUUCUGGUCCCUCUAGUCUGCAUCAUAAACCCAUGAGGUAGAAGUGCUUCAUAUAUUUGUUUUAUGGCUGAUAACAGCUUGUAUUAUGUGUACAGUUCCAACAAUUCUUUGCUUGAAGAAUAGGAUGAUGUACAAAGUGUAAAUAUGUGAGGAGGCAGCUUUGGAAGUUACCUAAUUGUUAGUAUCUUUCCUGACAGCCCCGUCUGUUUGGGUCUUGAGGCUGUCGUCUGCUGGCCUGGUAUAUUGCGCAUAGCGAUUCAUUCUUUCAUUGUAUGUAUAAUCUGACAAUGGUGUGAAAUAAAAUUGCAGAAUGCUCUCUCCGGGCAUCCUUUUCCAAGUGAAAA
Messenger RNA from Nymphaea colorata (pocket water lily), 6487 nucleotides. Its product is annotated as autophagy-related protein 2. Gene Ontology annotation, molecular function: phosphatidylinositol-3-phosphate binding. The transcript has 16 exons. Gene Ontology annotation, cellular component: extrinsic component of membrane; phagophore assembly site. Gene Ontology annotation, biological process: piecemeal microautophagy of the nucleus; autophagy of mitochondrion; reticulophagy. The coding region runs from base 137 to 6184 and encodes 2015 amino acids. Lineage: Eukaryota; Viridiplantae; Streptophyta; Magnoliopsida; Nymphaeales; Nymphaeaceae. The record is from RefSeq and is a predicted model, not a curated record.